This is a messenger RNA of Gossypium arboreum, 815 nucleotides long. RefSeq names its product lectin-like. Bases 82 to 648 code for a protein of 188 amino acids. Lineage: Eukaryota; Viridiplantae; Streptophyta; Magnoliopsida; Malvales; Malvaceae. The transcript is spliced from 3 exons. The record is from RefSeq and is a predicted model, not a curated record.
GAAGUCAAUACAGGAAAUUAAAGCUUAUACGAGUGUGUAAACUCUUUGGUUUUGUCUGGGUACAUAACAUAAUCAACGAACAUGUUUAAGAACAAGAAGAAGAACAAGAACGAGGAGACCUUCCUGGAUCACAAGACAAAGAAAACCUGGGAAGAUGCAAAGACUGGUAAAAAAUGCUUCAUGUUGUACGCAAGGUCACUCUACGUGACAUGGGGUGGCCGUGAGUACUGGAUCUGGAACAGUUUUAAAGACACAAGUGGUGAAAACAUCGAAGUAGCGAAAUUAAGCCAUGUAUGUUGGCUGGAUGUGAGAGGGAAGUUGAAAAUAUCAGAGCUUUCCCCUGCAACUUUAUACGAAGUUGUAUAUGAAGUAAAGUUGACAAAAGGGGCAUCUGGUUGGGAACUCCCAGUGAAGCUCAGACUAUCCCUCCCUAAUGGAAGAGUCCAAGAAAGGCAAGUUAGCCUCUUGCAGAAGCCUAGAGGGCAAUGGAUGGAGCUCAAUGUUGGCAGUUUUCAUACACCAGAUAACGAAGAUGAUGAAACUGGAGAAGUUUGCUUUGACUUCUAUCAAUAUGGGGGCCAUUGGAAAAGCGGACUUGUUGUGAGGGGUGCCAUUUUAAGGCCUAGAAAACCUGAACCAUCAAAUUAAUUGCUUCAAAUGAAACAAACUGUGGCGCUACUUUCUCUGCAGAAAUAAACAUCUUUUAGAACGUUAUCCACUUUUUUUUUUCAAAUAUUAAUUGUACCCCCAAUAUUUUUUUUAUUUUUUUGUGUGGUUAUUGUGAAAAUAAAAUUUAUAAAACAAGUCUAUAUAAA